ACGGAGACUGCACUCUCACAUUCAUCUUGGUGGAGGAAGACACAAGUGUCAAUACUGCUAUGGGGAGGUCCAAGGUGCCGCCCGACGUGUUCCCGCCGUUGCGGCUCUCUCCAGCCGAGAAGCAGGCCAUCGUCGACUACACGGACGAGCUGGUAGCCGAGACGCUGCUGGCCAGCGAGAAGUUCAUCGCGCGCCAUCGCAAGCUCAAUCCGGAGCGCUGGAAGUACGUCAAGACGCAGGACCACCUCCACGUGUAUCGCUCUCGUCGGCGUAAGAGUUCGUCGGCGUCCGAGCCUCCGCAGCUCGCGUCAUUGUCCGAAGCGAGCAGCGCGUCGUCCGGCAGCAUUGGGGCGUCACAGAUCAAUGCGUCGACGAGUUCGGGGGGUUCCAGCAGCCACCGCCACGAUGCGGACUACCUCACGGACGGGUCUCUGCUGGAACGCGCCCGUCCUGACCGUUUGCCGCUCGUGGUCAUCACGGGCAGGAUGGAGGGCACAGUGGAAGACGCAGCGUUCGGCGCCUUGGCUGACAACGAGGCGCGCUGGAGGCUGCGAGACACCUACAUUGGCGACGGGUACGACGACGUCAAGCUUCUAGCUACCGUCCAGGCGCCGACCAGGGAGGACCCGUUCCGCUUCCUCGGCGUCAAGUGGGCGACUAAAACAAUGGGGACCUUCAUGACCCAGCGCGACAUGGUGUACGUCGAGUCCACAGGUGUCACUCGCGACUCAAAUGGGGAGAAGGCGGCCUACUUGCUCAUGCACAGCUACGCGCUGGACCGCGUGCCGGAGCUGUCGGAGUUUGGCGUCAUCCGCGCGCGGAUAUCCUCGUGCUUCAUCAUCCGAACGCACUCGGAGGGGGUGCUGGAAGUCUUCUGCAGGGCUUUCAACGACCUCGGGGGUGACAUCAUGGAGGGCGUGACGGUGAACAUCUUCAAGGACACUCUGCUGGCGGUUGGCGGGCUCGUGCAGUGCGCGUACGUCAAGAAGCUCAAGUGGCAGAUGAGCGCUCGAGAGCGAGAGGCGAGUGAGCACGCGACGGCUUUGGCGGCGCAGAGCCACGCUCCGACGCAUUGUGCGGGCUGCCACCACUCGCUGAGCAAGUUCGGCCGCCUCAUCCAGACGGGAGCCGCGUGUCAGGUCUGCCGCCGGGUCUUCUGUAGAAAGUGCACUGUCGUCAAGAGGGUGGGCGUCGACUUCGGCAACGCCGGCAGCAUCACCGAGAAGAACAUGGACUCCUGCCAAGAAUGUGUCGCGCUAGCAAUGAAGAUCUCGGCCAAAGGUGUGGCGUUGGAGACGAUGCUCAAAGGCGUGAGUCGAGGUGGUAGCCACAGCUCUCUAUCCUCCUCGAUGACUAAGUCGUUGAGCAAGUCCACCACUUCAAGCUCUGGUUGA
Molecule: messenger RNA, 1394 nt
Organism: Phytophthora sojae
Lineage: Eukaryota; Oomycota; Peronosporomycetes; Peronosporales; Peronosporaceae
Exons: 1
Coding region: 60-1394 (444 amino acids)
Source: RefSeq, a predicted model, not a curated record